This is a messenger RNA of Hordeum vulgare subsp. vulgare (domesticated barley), 1452 nucleotides long. Its product is annotated as probable kinase CHARK. The transcript has 3 exons. The record is from RefSeq and is a predicted model, not a curated record. Gene Ontology annotation, cellular component: plasma membrane. Gene Ontology annotation, biological process: protein phosphorylation. Gene Ontology annotation, molecular function: protein kinase activity; ATP binding. The coding region runs from base 1 to 1452 and encodes 483 amino acids. NCBI's taxonomy places the organism in Eukaryota, Viridiplantae, Streptophyta, Magnoliopsida, Poales, Poaceae.
AUGAUCACCGGCUUAAUGAUGUUCCAGAACUUCUGGAAGAAGACCACACGCAGCCCGUCCGGGCCUGGAGCAGAGCCCACCUUCAUAGGGGAGAUGGCCCUGGUCACCUCCUCUUCCGAGAAUGGGAGGGUUAACUCCAUGUUCUCUACAUACGAAACUCUGUUGGUAGGUGACGAGAAGUCGUCGGCAACGCCGAGAAUAACUCAUUGUAAUAGGAGAGCCACUCUUGGCCCCCUCGGCAUUGCCAAAAGAGUUCCUGGCGUGGCCGUCGAGCAACACCAAGUAUUGUCUUGGUCAUUCAACUCCACCUUGGACCCGUCACCUCCACGGAAGAACUCCAAGUUUCCAUGGAAACUAUUAGUAGAAGCAACUGGACCAGUUGUUGUCUUUUUGGCGAUUGUGUGCAUCUUUGUUGGCGUCCGACUACGGCAGCUAUGCACGAGAAAGAAGCAUUACAGAGCUCUCGCCAGAGGCCUUGAACAUUUUGAUUAUCAUAAGCUGGCGCGUGCGACCAACAAAUUCUCACAGGAGAACAUGAUCGGGCAAGGAGGUUCCGCCUGUGUUUACCGGGGCCAACUGACAGAUAAACAUGUGGCGGUAAAGAGGUUCAGGCCAGUAGCAUCCAGCGAAGGGAGGAAGGCGUUCGAGGACGAACUCAGUAUUGCCAGUGGCCUGCGGCACCGACACCUAGUCCAGUUGAUAGGCUGGUGCUAUGAUCGCAAGAUGAACCCGGUCGAGUUCAUAUGCUGGUGGUGGGCCGACAGGUACACACGUCUCUUCCUUGUGUACGAGUUUCUGCCACAAGGUAGCCUCGAUCAACACCUACACAGGGGCAAUAGUUGGUUGCCAUGGUCCAAGAGGUACGAAAUCAUCCUCGACCUAGGCUCUGCACUGCAAUACCUCCACGUAGAUUGCGAGCAAGGCCAACAAUCUAUCGUACACGGUGAUAUCAAGUCCAGCAACGUGUUGCUUGGGUCUUCAUACGGUGCCAAGUUAGGUGACUUUGGAUUGGCAAGGUUUGUUCGCCAUGAAACCGGGUCACAGACCACAGAUGUUUUACAGGGCACUUAUGGAUACAUAGACCCUGUGUUCCUCGACACGAGCCAGCGGAACAGGCAAACAGACAUAUACAGUUUCGGCAUUGUCCUGCUAGAGAUGGUCUCUGGAAGGGAUCCAACAAUGCAUCUCCAUGACAGGCCUCCAUUGUCGUCAUGGGUAAGGAGUUUGUACCAUCGGAAUGCCAUCCUGGAUGCCGCAGAUGAGAGGCUGAUAAGCGGGGAGUCCAAUGUCGUGCGUCAACAGAUGGAGCACACGUUGCUCAUCGGGCUCUUGUGCGUGCAUCAGGACCCAAGCAUCCGACCGUCCAUCACCCACACCAUGGAAGCCCUGCGUUCGGAGGAGCUGACAUUGGACAUUGCUCCCCUAGCGCCGGAUACACUCUUUCUGCGAUAG